Molecule: messenger RNA, 1022 nt
Organism: Psammomys obesus (fat sand rat)
Lineage: Eukaryota; Metazoa; Chordata; Mammalia; Rodentia; Muridae
Gene: Vps28
Product: VPS28 subunit of ESCRT-I
Exons: 11
Coding region: 236-901 (221 amino acids)
Biological process (GO): protein transport to vacuole involved in ubiquitin-dependent protein catabolic process via the multivesicular body sorting pathway
Cellular component (GO): ESCRT I complex
Molecular function (GO): protein-containing complex binding
Source: RefSeq, a predicted model, not a curated record
GCGCCGAGCUGCCGAUCGGGUUUCCCAGCAGGCGCAGGCGGAAAAAGCGAGCACCGAGCUUCUGUCGCCAUCUCCGGGACAGAAACACCCAGCUCAGGUUCCCCGUGCUGUGUGGGUACCCACCUUUCUCUUGCGACCCCGCCGGCUGUUCCUAGCUCCUGCGACCUCAGCAUCUCAGGCUCCUCAUCAGGCCACUACCAUCUCGGUCUCUGCUGUAGCUUCCAGGGCCUGCAGGAUGUUUCACGGGAUCCCGGCUACUCCUGGUAUUGGAGCCCCUGGAAACAAGCCGGAGCUGUACGAGGAAGUAAAGUUGUACAAGAAUGCUCGGGAGCGGGAAAAGUAUGACAACAUGGCGGAGCUGUUUGCGGUGGUGAAGACUAUGCAGGCGCUGGAGAAGGCAUACAUCAAGGACUGUGUCACCCCCAAUGAGUACACUGCAGCCUGCUCCAGGCUCCUGGUCCAGUACAAAGCUGCCUUCCGACAGGUCCAAGGCUCAGAGAUCAGCUCCAUUGAUGAAUUUUGCCGAAAGUUCAGACUGGACUGUCCACUUGCUAUGGAGAGGAUCAAAGAAGACCGGCCCAUCACCAUCAAGGAUGACAAGGGCAAUCUGAACCGCUGCAUCGCGGACGUAGUCUCGCUCUUCAUUACAGUCAUGGACAAGCUUCGCCUGGAGAUCCGCGCCAUGGACGAGAUUCAGCCAGACCUACGGGAGCUCAUGGAGACCAUGCAUCGAAUGAGCCACCUGCCUCCAGACUUCGAGGGCCGCCAAACAGUCAACCAAUGGCUGCAGACCCUGAGCGGGAUGUCGGCCUCUGAUGAGCUGGAUGACUCCCAGGUCCGCCAGAUGCUCUUCGAUCUGGAGUCGGCUUACAAUGCCUUUAACCGCUUCCUGCAUGCCUGAGCCUCAUCGACUGACGGAGGUGCAGCGCCUCAGCUCGCCAGUAUCUACACCUGUCCUAGAUGUCUAUAUUGUCAGGAAAUCGCCCCCCCCCCCCCCCAAUAAAUAUCAGAGACAGCUCCAA